This is a messenger RNA of Hermetia illucens (black soldier fly), 4265 nucleotides long. RefSeq names its product E3 ubiquitin-protein ligase Smurf1 (gene Smurf). Gene Ontology annotation, molecular function: protein binding; ubiquitin protein ligase activity. The coding region runs from base 736 to 3801 and encodes 1021 amino acids. The record is from RefSeq and is a predicted model, not a curated record. The transcript is spliced from 9 exons. Gene Ontology annotation, biological process: negative regulation of BMP signaling pathway; ubiquitin-dependent protein catabolic process. Lineage: Eukaryota; Metazoa; Arthropoda; Insecta; Diptera; Stratiomyidae.
CCACAAAUCAGCCAUCGGGCAAGAACCCGAAAAUUAACCAUCAAAUAUGGCGCUUAUCGUGUGAAGGUUUUAGUGGCAGUCGUUUGGCCGUUUCGGUGGCGAUUUUGUAUAUUUUCGGGUUAAUUGGAUUUAAAAAGUAGUCGCAGAUAGCAGACGAUCGUAUGGGGAAGUGUAUCUUAUGGAAAUCUAAUGGCCUAUUGUAGUACGUAGUGAAUUAUACGGAAAUGUUGGGUGAAAUGUCAAAAGCGCUAGGAGGAAAAUAAAAUAUAUACGAGCGACUCGCUCUGCAAUGUGAAAUGCGACAGACCAACACAGAUGCAUGCACUGUGUGUCGCCCGUGCUCGGGGAGAACUCAUCGUUGCGUGAAGAAAUAUAUAUGAAAAAACAAUAAGGUUCCAAGUGCUGUCAUAUAUUUUCGGUGAUACAUUCAAAAUUUCUGAUACCAUUUGCUCAGUGAAUAUUUUGGCCAAGCCCAAAGUUUCAUAGGAUAAGUCUAGGGAAUGAGUUUCACGUGAAACAAUCGAACGGUGCGACCCUAAUGGAAACGGACGGAAUGCAAUGUUCGUUGCGGGUCAAGUGCAAAAAAGCAUUCCGAAAUGGAUUUUGACACACCGUGAUGUGUGGUGGUGGAGCAAUUUCCAAUCGAGAAAGAUUUUUUCGUCUAGACGUAGUGUGCCGUGCAAAAUUCAAGAUAAAUGCUAUUUCGCAGUCGUGCAAGAACUUUUAGUUUGAAAGAUGAACAAGUUGGAUCAUCCGAGGAGGAAUGGUGCGCACAAAGUGCGGAUAACGAUUCUGUGCGCCAGGAAUUUAGUCAGGAAAGAUCUUUUUCGACCUCCGGAUCCAUUUGCCAAAGUUUCCGUAGACGGAACAGGACAAGUCUAUACAACGGAUCCUUACAAAGCAUCGACCGAUCCAAAGUGGAAUACUCAUUAUGAUUUGUACUUGGGCCGUGGAGAUGGAAUAACCAUAUCAGUGUGGAAUCAGCGAAAAAUUCGGAAAGGGGGUGGAUUCUUAGGAUGCGCAAAAAUAUCGGCUAAUACGAUUCAACGCUUAAAGGAUGCCGGAUAUCAACGAUUAGAUUUAUGUAAAUUAUCGCCCGAUGAUGCGGAACUGGUGCGAGGACAAAUUAUUAUAUCUCUAAUGUCUCGAGACGGGCCAUCGGGCGGUAAUCCUUUGGCAGUUGUAGGGCCCGGUGGUGAUAUCCGCGGUCCGUCCGAGGAUGAUUCAUCUGAAGACAGUUUGCCAGAAGGCUGGGAGGAACGCAGAACAGCGAAUGGCAGGGUUUACUACGUGAACCAUGCAACUAAAUCCUCUCAGUGGAAUAGACCCGCAGGAUCCCAGUUGAAUGGUAACAUGUUACCUAAUAGCGAAGAAUCGAACGCUGUUCCCUCAGGACCUUCUCGCUCAUCAACAUGCACAAAUCUAACGAACGGACGGGCGAAUAUAGAGCAGCAACCCACACAACAGCCAGUACGACGUCAUUCUAGUGAAAUUCUUUCAGAAUUAGGCAAAGAAAAUUGCAGUCCCAGUCGAAAUGAAAGUAACAAAGUAGCGUGCAGUCGACAGCUGUCUCUGGAAUCAACAACGAGUCCAACAAGGCCCGAUUUGAAUGCAGGAAAUGCGGGCAACGCGUCUGGUGCCCUUUUGCCGAAAACAUCGAACGAUAUCCAAUCGCCUAAAAACCCGCACGUUCCACAAUCAAGCGCGUCGCCAGGGAACGAACUGAGCCCACCCGGCUUGAACAAAACUCCAAAAGUCAUACAAUCAAUAUCAAUAAUAUCCAAUUCUCCACAACACUCAAAUCAAAAUCACGGAAAUAUGAAUAGUGCACAAAGUCUACAAGACAAUGCGGGAAAUGGAAAUCAAAAUGUAAACAGUGUGCCUGGAAAUCAUAAUAAUGAAAGUAGUUUUAGAGGGAAUUCAGUGAACUGCCAGCAAAGCUUAGAGCUUCCACAGAAUGCUUCCAACGGAAAUUCGCAGGCCGCGCCGGCGACAACUCCGAACUGUGGAAUUGGCAAUCGCGAAGGUGGAUCACAACGAGUGCGUCGAUCGUCCCGUAGCACUGAUGAAUCUGGUAGACGUCGCUCAUCGCGAAGUACUCGGCUACCAGUCGCGAAUAGGAAUAAUGGCAUUUGCACUCGGCCUUAUAUGGACCUUCCACCGGGAUAUGAAAUGCGGACAACACAGCAGGGCCAGGUGUAUUUCUAUCAUAUACCGACGGGAGUAUCAACGUGGCAUGAUCCGCGAAUACCACGAGAUUUCGACACUCAGAACUUCUCAUUAGAUGCGUUAGGACCACUGCCAUCAGGCUGGGAGCAAAGGAAGACAUCGUCGGGUCGCGUGUACUUUGUUGAUCACAACAAUCGCACCACGCAAUUCACGGAUCCCCGAUUGAACGGCCGAAUCCUGGAAAUGAUCUGUGUUGGAAAUGGCAAUAACAACGGGAACAAUGCAUCGUCUUCGGUAGCCCCUCCGCCUGCUGCUUGUUCAACGAAUACAUCAGUUGGAGCUACGCCGGCGACGAAUAGUACAACAACGAACAGUAGCAACAGCUCAAACACUCGUCAUGGAGAAAAUCGGACACCUGCUACUGUACCCGAUCUACCACAAGGCCUUCUGGAAGGCGCCGAUUUACUUCCAAAGUAUCGGCGCGAUUUAGUAAGUAAAUUACGACAUCUACGACAUGAAUUACAGGCACUUCAGCCACAAUCGGGACACUGUAGGCUAGAAGUAUCACGUUCAGAAAUUUUCGAAGAGAGCUAUAGACUGAUAAUGAAAAUGCGACCGAAAGAUAUGCGUAAACGAUUAAUGGUUAAAUUUAGGGGUGAGGAAGGUUUAGAUUAUGGCGGCGUUGCGCGAGAAUGGCUACAUUUAUUAUCUCGCGAAAUGCUCAAUCCACAGUAUGGCUUGUUUCAGUAUAGUCGUGAUGAUCAUUAUACUUUACAAAUAAAUCCAGAUUCAGGGGUGAAUCCAGACCAUCUUUCGUAUUUCCAUUUUGUUGGAAGAAUACUGGGAAUCGCCGUAUUUCAUGGUCAUUGUAUGGAUGGCGGUUUCACGACGCCGUUCUACAAACAACUGCUGAACAAGCCAAUCACAUUGAACGAUAUCGAAGGGGUGGAUCCAGAAUUGCACAGAAGCCUUACGUGGAUGUUAGAGAAUAAUAUAACCGGAAUUAUUGAUUCAACAUUUAGUGUUGAGAACAAUAGCUUCGGAGCAUUGAAAGUUCACGAGCUGAAACCUGGUGGAUCAAAUAUAGCCGUUACCGAGGAUAAUAAGCGUGAAUACGUUAGACUUUAUGUUAACUAUAGAUUUAUGAGAGGAAUAGAGCAGCAAUUUUUAGCGUUACAAAAAGGAUUUUGUGAAUUAAUUCCAACGGCUCUACUUCGUCAGUUCGAUGAACGCGAGUUGGAAUUGGUGAUUGGCGGUAUAAGUAACAUUGACGUCAACGACUGGCGAAUGUACACUCGUCUAAAACAUUGCACUCAAGAAACGCCACAAGUAAUAUGGUUCUGGAAGGCUGUGGAAUCUUACUCGCCCGAGAUGCGUGCUCGUUUAUUGCAAUUCGUGACUGGGUCAUCGCGUGUCCCACUGCAAGGUUUUCGCGCCUUGCAAGGCUCGACAGGUGCUGUUGGUCCCCGUUUAUUUACCAUACACUUGACUGCUGACGUAUCGACUCAAAACUUACCAAAAGCCCACACAUGUUUCAAUCGCAUCGAUCUGCCACCGUACGAUGACUACCAACUGCUCUACGACAAGCUAACGCAGGCUGUCGAGGAGACAUGUGGAUUUGCUGUGGAGUAGCAGUAAACACUUAGUUAAAGUAAUAUAUUACGAAAAAUAUUUUCUUUUUUCCUGAAAAAAAGUUCACUUAUAUAUACACGUUUAUGUUAAUUUCGUCAAUUAUUGAAAAAGAGAAUUAUAUUUAUUUUGCUCCUUUUUCAACGUACGGUAUGCUUUAAGUGAUUUAGAAUUGCACAAAUUGUGUUCUUUUCGAAAGGGAGGCGACACGUUAGAUAUAUUUGAAAAUAUAAAUGCGGUGUAUAUAAAGUCUUAUUCCAAUUCAGAUUAUAUAAAUGAUGUUGAGGGUCAUCACCUAUUUUUAUUAUUUCGUUCAAUUCAAAAAUCUUUCUACAUAUCUAAUCAAGGAUACUUCCCGCGCACUCUAGUUUUAUCAAGACACAAUUUAUUAAUUUAAGCGUUUCCACAUUUUUUGUAUAUGAAAAAUACGUCAAAUAUUGAGAAAAAAGUUUUAAAUUUCAUAAAAA